Populus euphratica (Euphrates poplar) is the source of this 1156-nucleotide messenger RNA. RefSeq names its product Gag-Pol polyprotein/retrotransposon. Lineage: Eukaryota; Viridiplantae; Streptophyta; Magnoliopsida; Malpighiales; Salicaceae. The coding region runs from base 47 to 739 and encodes 230 amino acids. The record is from RefSeq and is a predicted model, not a curated record. The transcript is spliced from 10 exons.
AUUGCAGAUGGAGCUGCCUAAAACGGACUGAUCAACAUCUGGUUAUAUGGCGGCAGUACUUACUUCCUCCUCAGCCAUGUCUCUCUCACCAAAAGCCCUCUUGCAUCGCUCGUGUUUCAACGAGCUUCCGUGCAUUUACACUUCUAGGGUUCCCACUCGGUUCCACCUACAGAAAUCAAAGAGCUCCUCAUCAAACCUGUCCCACUUUCAACGUCUCUGCUCAGUUACCGGCGACAACAAUGUUUCUGGUUCAUGGAAUUCUCAUAACAAAAAUCAUGACCAUGAAGCUAAAUUAUCUGGCAUCUUACCUUGUUUUCCAGGCUCCGGGGAAAGGAGUGAAAUGAGUCGAUCGUCAGCUUCGAAUGAUGUGUUGAAGAAACUAAAGAGAUAUGGGAUUUCUGGAAUAUUAUCCUAUGGGCUUUUGAAUACUGCCUACUACCUUACAACCUUUCUCGUGGUGUGGUUCUAUGUUGCUCCUGCACCUGGAAAAAUGGGUUAUUUCGCUGCUGCUGAAAGAUUUCUCAAAGUGAUGGCAAUGGUGUGGGCUGGGAGCCAAGUUACCAAGCUCGUGAGAGCAGGAGGGGCCCUUGCUCUUGCACCUUUUGUAGACAGAGGAUUGUCAUGGUUCACUGUCAAAUUCAAAUUUGAGUCUCAGGAGAAGGCUUUCAUAGCAAUUGUUGGAUUCUGUUUUGGACUAGCCCUCAUUUUAUUUCUAGUCAUGACGUUGCUCUGGGCAUAAAAUCAUCAAUUCGUUCUCUUUUAGGUGGAGCAUAUUCCAUGUGAAGCAAAGGAGCUGCAUCAAUGUUUCGAAGAUGAAACUACCAAGCAUAGGCAUGUGACUAAUGUUCAUUCUCUCGUGGAUUCAAGACCAUCCAUAUUUGGUGGUGAAAGUUGCAGAGAUCCAGCUUGAUAAAAAAAAAAAAAAAAAAGAGGGAGAAGAAAAGCUUAUCUUUUACUCUUCUCCUACAAAACUUUUUUAUUCUUGACCAUCAAAGAAAAAGCCUUAUCAUCUUAUUGCAGAGAGCACAAUAAUUUCCCACUGAGAACUGCUAUUCUCACAUCACAAUGUUAUAUUCUCAAUUAAGUUUCUUGUCAUUUCUUUUUGGCUCAGACUAGGAACAAGAACAGGACAGGGAUGCCUGUCUCAAGGAAAUAA